Molecule: messenger RNA, 144 nt
Organism: Australozyma saopauloensis
Lineage: Eukaryota; Fungi; Ascomycota; Pichiomycetes; Serinales; Metschnikowiaceae
Product: ubiquinol--cytochrome-c reductase subunit 10
Exons: 1
Coding region: 1-144 (47 amino acids)
Biological process (GO): mitochondrial electron transport, ubiquinol to cytochrome c
Source: RefSeq, a predicted model, not a curated record
AUGAUCUGGGGUGGUGCCGCUGCUGCCGGUGUGGCCACCUUCACUGAUGGUGUUCCAUUGUUCAAGAACACCUUCUACACCAAGAUCCCAUACUUCGGUUCUCACUGGGAGUACAACCCAGACCCAGAGGAUGUUCCAGUCUAA